CCCAGAAUUUCAUUAGGUCAGUAGGUACCUAAUUAAUAAAAAAUAAAUUUCAAUUUCCAAAUGUAAUAAUCGUAUCGUACAAUUUUCAUUGGUUUAUUUUUCCUACAAGUAAAUGAGGGAAUAGUUAUUUCCUCCGCACAUUUUCAUUCGAGAUCGCACCUUACUCUCAAUAGGCCAAAGCGGUGUUAGAAAAUAAGCGGAUCUGGUGUGUUUUUAAGUGAAAUUUAUAUGUAAAAUCGCAUCAUGUUGAUUCCUGCUUUAUUGUUGAAUAUAGCCGUCGUUGCGAUGUUUCUCACUACGGUUUCAUUUAGUGGAUUAAUGAUAUGGCGUGAGAGCAAGCAUUCUCAAAAUACAACCACAGUCCGCCCCACCACUAAACCGACAAGGCCGACAAUAAGUCCUCCGACACGGCCGCCAGGUCCUACGCCACCGCCAGGGCCUACAAUAAGUCCUCCGACACGGCCGCCAGGUCCUAAGCCACCGCCAGGGCCUACAAUAAGUCCUCCGACACGGCCGCCAGGUCCUAAGCCACCGCCAGGGCCUACAAUAAGUCCUCCACCUCCAGGUCCUACGCCACCACCAGGGCCUACAACGAGUCCACCGUUUCCAACACCACCUCCACACUAUAAACCAUGGUUUCCAGACCCGCAGGUGAAAAUAGAUCCUGAAAAAAUAUUGAAUCGAACAGUCAGAAGAGCGUUGAAACCCUGCAACGAUUUUUACUUUUUCGCAUGUGGUGAAGAAAACGAGUCAACUCCAAGCAUGGAAACCGAUGAUAAUAUAGUAUUGACGAAAACAAUGAUUGAAAAAAAGUAUAAUGAUAUACUCGGCAAACCCGAAACAGCAGAGGACAUUGCACCACUGAAGUUGGCCAAACAACUGUAUAACCAAUGUAAUGAAAAAAAGCCCGGCGAUUCCAAUGAAAUUCAAGAACUGAUUUCAAAAUUUGAAGCACUUCGCAAUAACUUACCAGAUAGUAAAGCUGUACUGAAAAGUUUUUAUGAAACUGCACUCGAUAAUGGAUAUCUUCCGAAAUCUUUGUUCGUAAUCGAUAUGGUUACAAAGAAAGAAUCUCAAAGAUAUGUAUAUAUAAGAAAACCGUCACAUGAGGACAAUUUCUACGGAUGGCCAUUGGAUACAACAUCAUUACGCGCAGACAAGAAAGAAUUAGAAAACGCGUUGAAAAAAGAGAAAAAUGCAGCCAAUUAUGAAAAAUACAUUCGACCCAGAUGGGAAGAAGAAGAAGGACAGAUUGCUGAAGCUUACAAAUAUAUAUACGAGCCACAAGAAACUACGAUUCAAUCAUUAGCAAUGCUGGUGGAUAAUUAUCCAUUGGUAGAGAUAAUUCGCAAAACUUUUUCACCGUCGAUGAUUCAUGAUGAUCAAAGAGUCAGGGUGGAAUGUGUGCCAUGCCUGAGGGCUGCAUUGAACUCGCACAUUGUAACCAAUAAUAAAGAAUCUUUUCUGACGUACUUGAUACGGCACGCGUUGGCAGAUAAUUUAUUGGAUAUUUCAGAACAAGCACUUGAGGGAUGGAUUAAAGAACGAUUUGGUACAACUGAACCCAUUGAACGUUAUAAGGCUUUGUUUUGUUCUUCAAAAACAGUCAGCUUAUUCAAAAAAGCGAUGGAUUAUGCAUACAUUAAAAACUAUGUCGAUCCAAAAAAGAUCGAUCUUAUAAAUCAAAUUGUCGAAUUUUCAAAAACUUCAAUGAGAUAUCUCGUAAAGAAAUCAGGCGUGGAAGAGCCGAAAAAGGAUAAACUCUAUACAAUCAUAGAGACCUUCAAAUACUAUACACCUCUUCACGGAGAUCUAAGCAUUGAAAAAGACAUAACAGAUUUCUAUUCUGGCUUGCAGCUGGAUGCAGCGUCUUACCGCAAAUCAUUAGAAAUCGUUAGGAAAUUUGUGAUGGAUCGUGCCGCAAAAAGAUUCCGCUUAACAGAUGGCUUUGAUAUACCAAUACAAGCGUACAAGUUUAUGUUUGGAGAACAAUUUAUGCACUAUGACAGAGAUGUAAAUUCCGUUUACUUGUCGGUGAAUGCUUUGCAAGACAUGUUUUUAUCAACGGACAGAUCAGCGUUUUUGAAUUUUGGAGGUUUCGGAUCAAACAUCGGAUCUGCAUUAUCUCAAUCUGUCGUUAGCAAGCUUAACAAAGAUGCAGAGAACAAGCAGCUCGUAAAAUCAGUUUAUUUGGGUAUUCCUAUGGACGCGACUGGGAAUAAAGAUAAUUUUACAGAAUGUUUUGUAAACUCUUACAAGAAACACGGCUAUCCGACCAAGAAUGCAACCGAUAUGCUGAAUGAAAAGAAGGAAAAAGCAAUCGUAUACGAAAGUGAUGGUGUACAAGUUACGUAUCUUGCGUACAAGGACUUUAUUAACAAGACAGGCAAAAGAGACCAAGCUUUUCCUUCGUUUGUAAAUUACUCGGAUGGCGCAAUGUUUUAUAUUAGUUAUGCAAAUAUGGCACGCUUUAGAGAUCCACUAAUAAUCAAAGAAGAAGAUUACAUUCGAGCAUAUGCUAAAGUAAACGUAAUGGCUAAAACUAGCGUGAAUUUUGAUCAUGAAUUUUUAUGUGAAGUCCGGACGAUCGAGAAAUGUAAUGUUUGGUUAAAAGGGAGUUCAAAAAAGGCUAAAUUAAGAGAACAUUUCGACCUUUUUAUGCGAUAAAAGAUGAUUCUGUGAUAAGAAAUGCUAUACCUACCUACUUAUUUCCUCUCGAUUAAUGGCCAGCUGAUACUAAGAAAUCUUGUAGAUUUAGUUUCAUGUUAAACACCACCGCCAUUAGGUAUGUGAUAUGGAUUACAUAAGGUAUUCUGCUUGUGUUUUUCAACGUUCCAUCUUUCUUCUUGUUUUAUUUUGUGAGUAAUAUUGGAACUAUGUAAAUGCUUUGAGUUCUUUUUUUAAAAUGUGUUCUUCACUCUUUUCUACGUAUAUUUUUUCAUCUUCUUUGAAUAAACUGUUUUCGAGUA
Messenger RNA from Planococcus citri (citrus mealybug), 2969 nucleotides. RefSeq lists its product as uncharacterized. The transcript has 13 exons. The record is from RefSeq and is a predicted model, not a curated record. Gene Ontology annotation, biological process: protein processing. Gene Ontology annotation, cellular component: plasma membrane. The coding region runs from base 244 to 2667 and encodes 807 amino acids. NCBI's taxonomy places the organism in Eukaryota, Metazoa, Arthropoda, Insecta, Hemiptera, Pseudococcidae. Gene Ontology annotation, molecular function: metalloendopeptidase activity.